Molecule: messenger RNA, 1876 nt
Organism: Heteronotia binoei (common prickly gecko)
Lineage: Eukaryota; Metazoa; Chordata; Lepidosauria; Squamata; Gekkonidae
Gene: C12H9orf43
Product: chromosome 12 C9orf43 homolog
Exons: 12
Coding region: 241-1746 (501 amino acids)
Source: RefSeq, a predicted model, not a curated record
AGCUUUUCUGUUUUUCUAUUUGUAGGGAAUGAUUUGGCGGAAGCUAGUGAAGAGCGUUCAGCGUUGCUUGGCGACAUAGGGGAAACUACCUAGGCCAAGGCGGGGAUCUGGGUGUGCCAGUCUUUAGACGUCGCUGGGACAGGGAGGGGAAAAAGGCGGGGAAAAGGGAAGAAGGCCCUGCAUGAGAGUUUUCUGUAGCAUUUUCAGACUACUUGUUAAACCCAAGAAAGAGCUGCAGAAAUGGUGACUACAGACAUCAGCCAGUGGGAUGAAACCAUUUGCAAUAUGGUUGCUUGCCAACACCCGCCAUGCUGGGAAGCGAUGCGGAGGAUUGAAAAGGGGCACCCACGGAUCAUUCUAAAAAAACUUAACUCACUUGAGACCCCUUUUACAGAAACAGAAGAUGAACUGCCAACACUGAAAAUUUUCAACCUCCCACUCAAUUAUUCUUAUAGAAGAAGGAUCAAGCAAGCUAAAAGUUCCACCUCCAUCAUCAGCAUCAAUGAUAGUAACUAUUCUACAAGUCCAACGAUGAUUGAGGCGUUUGUCCCCCCUAUAUCUGAACUAAGUUUUGAAAGAAAUCACUUCCCAGGGCUGAAUUCUAGGGUGGAAUCUCACAGUCCCCACUACACACCAAUAAGUUUCACCUCUUUAAGACAAGUUGAAAAAUUACAGGUGACAGAUCUCAGUGAUCUUGCUGCAUCCAAACUGGGUUACCAGCCUGCCUAUGGGAACUUGAUCGUGAGGUGGAUCCCAGAUAUACGGCAUAAAUUAUUGCAGAGCAAAAGACCAUCCACGAGAAUACGGACUCCUACACAACGGAUGUGUGUGAAAGACCUUGCUUUGGAAAGCCUCCUGUCUUUUAAGAACAGCAAUGAGACUCAUUGCCCUAAUCUUCAGAAAAGCAAAAAGUCAAAUAAAGUCCCAACAGGAGGCCAGCCUUACCUCUUGCACCUAAGAAGGAACCUAAAGAUUCCUGCCAAUAAACCAAGUAGUCCUACAGACAAAGAAAGGAAAGCUGUGGCAAGGCCUCCUGGAAAGAGGAAGUUCUUCCCACAGCACCUGCAGCUUUCUCCUUUAGCAGACGUGCAGAAGAAGAAUGCUGUCCAUCUGGAGAACAAGAAAAGAGUGUUUUCAGGCAGCAAAGAAUUCCCACUUAUUGUGCAGAAGGUUCCUGUGAAAGAAAGAGGCCUAGGAAGAAUCCAAAGCCAACUCCAGGUUCCUUUACAAGGCUCUGGGAUUCCAAAGCACCUUAUAUCAUCCCUAGCACAGCAGGUGAACAGGACUACUUUCACUUUCCAGACUUCAGUGGCCUCUGAUCAAAGGAGUGAAGGAGGAAGGUUACUUUGCCAAACCUGUCAGCUCCAGGAAUCAUCAGCAGAGAAGGCACAGCUGCCAGAGUGUAGCCCUCAGACAUCACAAGUGGCCAUUAAUAGAAGGAAGGCUUCUUCGAAGUUUGUGGAGUACAAAAGCAACAGAGCAAGUCUGUUCAUGGUGGGUUAUGACAACAGUGUUCACCAAAUGUCAAAGAGUGAGUCCAUGUACAAGCAGUACUGCAAGCAGAUCGCAAUCCGAAAAGAGGCUGCACUACUUCAGGGUGAUCCCUCAACUGACAGCAGUGAGCUGUGGCUCAGGGAAGCAGCUAAGAAAUCUGUGGAGAAUCUCCAGUCCCCUAACCCUCCUCCCCCUCCCCCCUCUCCCCUCAUCUCUGAGUGCAGCGACAACCCUUUACAAGAUCUUACUUAAAUCUGAAAGGGUGUGCAGGCAUCUGUUGCACACAUGGCAGCCUGCUCCAAAGACAAUUACUUCUUUUUGUAUAAAGGAGGUUGGAUGCUCUUAGGCUUAAAAUCAUUAAAAUCCCACAUCUUCAGUUUUA